Molecule: messenger RNA, 1316 nt
Organism: Punica granatum (pomegranate)
Lineage: Eukaryota; Viridiplantae; Streptophyta; Magnoliopsida; Myrtales; Lythraceae
Source: RefSeq, a predicted model, not a curated record
AAAUGGAAGUUCAAAAAAAAAAAAAAUCUAUAAAAGAUAUAAAUCAAGCGCGAACCUCUACUCUAUGAGCUGAAGCAGAGAGCAGUGUUCCAAUAGGAAAACAAUGGCGACUCGCGGGCUGCUCGGAGCGAUCGGUAGAAGAGCUUCCCCACUCUCUGUCUGCCGAUAUCUGUCCUUCACUUCCGCUUCAAGAACUAUAAGUACAUUAGUUAUAGCUGAACAUGAAGGUGGUUCCAUCAAAGCUUCAUCAGUGAAUGCGGUAGAGGCAGCAAAGUUGCUUGGCCAUGACAAUUCGAUUUCUGUGUUGCUGGCUGGGUCAGGCCAGUCCCUCCAAGAAGCUGCUUCUACUGCUUCUUCAUGUCAUCCUUCCAUUUCACAGGUACUUGUAGCCGAUUCGGAUAGAUUUACGCAUUCUCUUGCUGAACCUUGGGCCAGGCUCAUCCAACUGGUUCAGCAAACGGGGGUAUACUCUCACGUGGUCGCUGCAUCUGGUUCGUUUGGGAAGAAUAUUGUUCCUCGAGCUGCUGCCCUCUUGGAUGUCUCUCCGGUGACUGACGUUACAGAAAUUUCAGAACCUCGGCAAUUUGUCAGGCCUAUCUAUGCUGGAAAUGCUCUCUGCACUGUUAGGUACACAGGUGCUGACCCUUGUGUGUUGACGAUCCGAUCGACAUCAUUUCCAGUGGACCUGCAAGCAGCUGAUUCAAAAUCUAAUGAAGCCCCCAUUUCUCAGGUUGAUCUCUCAACCUUUGAGGAAGAGUCUAUUGGUAAAUCUCGAUACGUGAAGCUCGCCUCUCAAGAUACGGAACGUCCUGAUCUUGGAAAUGCACGGAUCGUGGUCACUGGUGGGAGGGGAUUGAAAAGUUCUGAGAACUUCAAGAUGAUAGAGAAGCUUGCAGAGAAGCUUGGUGCUGCAGUUGGAGCUACACGAGCUGCUGUAGAUUCAGGAUUUGUUCCAAAUGACCUUCAGGUCGGUCAAACCGGGAAAAUUGUUGCUCCAGAACUGUACAUGGCUUUCGGAGUUUCAGGUGCCAUUCAGCACAUAGCUGGCAUGAGGGACUCCAAGGUCAUUGUUGCUGUAAAUAAAGAUUCAGAUGCUCCUAUUUUUCAGGUAGCUGAUUACGGGCUUGUGGGAGAUCUCUUUGAGGUGAUACCGGAGUUGAUAGAGAAGCUUCCCGAGAAGUAGACCUUGCCCAGUUUAUCGAUCCCCAACACCAAUGUUAUUAUCUAUUUCAUUAAAUGUAAACUUCAUUAAUAAUGGAUAAUGUGCAGAAUCAUUGGAACAAAGAAUGAAGCUGCUUCUCCCAUUUUGUCGAUCA